GGCGGCGAGCGGGACUGACUUUCCACCGGAGAGACGUGAGGCUUUCGGUGCCUGGGCCUGGCUGGGGCGUGGAGGAUGGGCUGCAGGUCCAGAAGGCGUGCCAGGAAAGUUCCAUAAACAUAUAUGAGCUCUGACUUGAUAGUUGACCCAGCCAUGAAAAACCUCAUUGGAUCCUUACUAGAUCAGACCAUAACUGGCGCUCUUAAAAGUUCUUCCUAUCAAAAAGUAUCAGGAAUGAAAAUCUAAGAUAUAUUCCUACCAUCUCGAGGCGUUCCUGUAUAAGGCAGCAGUCUAGCAGAUCAGCCGGGUUCUUCCAUCAUCAAGCAGACAUACUCAAACCAUGAACACAGCUGAGGGCACAGAUGUCUCUGUGUCAAUGUUCUUCUCACUGUGUGUGACCCACUAGUGGGCUGUGAAAUCAAUUCUGUGAGUCACAGUGAACAUUCUUUUUAAAAAUAUAUAUAUAAUAUCAGCAUCCUUUGCCUGAAUUACGUGCAUUACAAGGAAUACUGAGGUCAGUUUCACUAUGUGAGAAGGUAUUUGAUGGAGGGACUAUGAUGACUAGAAGGCUUGUUGUCUGAGAAAGGAGUUUCCAUCAUUUGCUCCCAGGUGUCUCGCCUGGUUUUCAUGACAGCAAAGUUCAUGUUGUAUAGUCUGGUUUUAUAUGAUCACGACUUGUAUCAGGAUGUGGAGUCUGAGAUAUUCAACUGAAAUGCAGCUACAAACUUUUUUUAAAAGAUGUUAUAUAGGUUAUAUUUAUAUGUGUUAGUUUUUUUCUUUUUUGACUCAGUGGCAAUUAUGAGAUUUUAAUCAAACUGGAACAUAUUACUGUUAAAAUGGAUCAUUUCUUUAUUAAAAGAAAGAGGAAUAUUGAAAUGAAAUAUGUGGAAACAUGUUCAAGUUCAGCUGUUGGGUCUGGAAGUGUAAAUAGUGACGAUAUUGAGAAAAACAUUGACUUUAAUCUACAAACUUCAUUUGAGCCACGUUUCAAAAAGAAAAAAGUAAGUUCAAGACGUUAUAACGAAGACUAUUUAAAAUACGGUUUUGUCAAAUGUGAAAAACCCUUUGAAAAUGACAGACCUCAGUGCGUUAUUUGUAAUAAUAUUCUUGCAAAUGAAAGUUUAAAGCCUUCAAAAUUAAAAAGGCACUUAGAAACUCAGCAUGCUGAACUUGCUGGUAAGCCUCUUGAAUAUUUUCAAAGAAAGAAAAAAGACAUAAAGUUAUCCACCCAGUUCCUUAGUUGUUCUCCUCCUGUUAGUGAGAAAGAACAGUUUCUUAGUUGUUCUCCUCCCGUCAGUGAGAAAGCCUUGUUAUCAUCAUAUUUAGUCGCAUAUCGUGUGGCAAAGGAGAAAAUGGCUCCUACAGCUGCCGAAAAAAUUAUUCUUCCAGCCUGUUUGGAUAUAGUGCGUACAAUUUUUGAUGAUAAAUCAGCUGAUAAAUUAAGAACUAUACCUGAGGAUGACAUAGUAUCUCUUCGAAUUUGUACUAUUGCAGAGCAUUUAGAGACAAUGCUUCUUACCCGGUUACAGUCUGGUAUAGAUUUUGCAAUCCAGCUCGAUGAAAGCACCGAUACUGGAAGCUGUGCAACACUUUUAGUGUAUGUCAGGUAUGCGUGGCAAGAUGACUUUCUGGAGGAUUUUUUGUGUUUUUUAAAUUUAACCUCACACCAAAGUGGAGUAGAUAUUUUUACAGAGUUACAAAAGUGCAUUGUUGGUCAGUAUAAGUUAAACUGGAAAAACUGUAAAGGAAUUACAAGUGACGGCACAGCAGGCAUAACUGGAAAACAUAGCAGGCUAAUUAAAAAAUUGCUAGAAGUUAGUAACAAAGGUGCCGUGUGGAAUCACUGUUUUAUACAUCGUGAAGGGCUGGCGUCCAGAGAAAUGCCACAGAAUCUUGUGGAAGUAUUAAAAAAUGCGGUGAAAGUUGUUAAUUUUAUUAAAGGAAGCUCACUCAAUAGCCGACUUCUUGAAACAUUUUGUUCUGAGAUCGGAACUAACCACACCCACUUACUGUAUCAUACCACAGUCCGUUGGUUGUCUCAAGGGAAAAUACUAAGCAGGGUUUAUGAACUCAGGAAUGAGAUUCAUGUGAUUUUAAUUGAAAAGAAAUCUCAUUUGGCAAAUAUUUUUGAAGAUGAUAUUUGGGUCACAAAAUUGGCAUAUUUAACCGAUAUUUUUGGCAUUCUUAAUGAACUGAGUUUAAAACUACAGGGGAAAAACAGUGACAUAUUCCAGCAUGUUGAACGCAUCCAAGGAUUCCAAAAGACAUUAUUGUUAUGGCAAGCCAGGCUCAAAAGUAACCGUCCUAGUUACUACAUGUUUCCAAGAUUUUUGCAACAUAUCGAAGAGAAUAUUAUUAAUGAAAAUGUUUUGAAAGAAAUAAAAUUAGAGAUACUGGUGCAUCUCACAUCUCUAUCUCAAACUUUUAGCCAUUUCUUUCCCGAAGAGAAAUUUGAAAUAUUAAGGGAAAACAGUUGGGUGAAGGAUCCAUUUGCUUUUCGAAACCCUGAGUCAAUAAUUGAGCUGAACUUGGAACCUGAAGAGGAAAAUGAAUUAUUGCAGCUUAGUUCUUCAUGUACAUUGAGGAAUGAUUAUGAGACAUUAAGUUUAUCUGCAUUUUGGAUUAAGAUAAAGGAAGACUUUCCUUUGCUCAGUAGAAAGAGUGUCCUCCUCUUACUACCCUUCACAACAACUAGUCUGUGUGAACUAGGAUUUUCUAUCUUAACCCAGUUAAAAACAAAGGAAAGAAAUGGGUUGAGUGGCGCAGCAGAUAUGCGGGUGGCAUUAUCUUCCUGUGUUCCGGACUGGAAUGAACUUAUGAACAGGCAGGCACACCCACCAUAUUAAAUAAAAUGUUACCCAAUA
This is a messenger RNA of Otolemur garnettii (small-eared galago), 2864 nucleotides long. RefSeq names its product family with sequence similarity 200 member B (gene ZBED11). The record is from RefSeq and is a predicted model, not a curated record. The transcript has 2 exons. NCBI's taxonomy places the organism in Eukaryota, Metazoa, Chordata, Mammalia, Primates, Galagidae. Bases 837 to 2846 code for a protein of 669 amino acids.